Molecule: messenger RNA, 6913 nt
Organism: Zonotrichia albicollis (white-throated sparrow)
Lineage: Eukaryota; Metazoa; Chordata; Aves; Passeriformes; Passerellidae
Source: RefSeq, a predicted model, not a curated record
GACUGCAACCUAAAGUGAUUGUAGAUGGAGAAAUAGUGUGUCUAAGAAAAGGUGUGUCUGUUGGUGGUUUCGAUGAAGUCUGCGUGAGUGGACAGUCUGAUUUUGGUGAUUGAUUUGUGUAUGUCAGAUUCUGAAAUGUGUGUAACUGUAUACCAUGGACUUGUACAGCACAUUGGCAAUGUGUGGUCACCUCUCCAACUUUCAGCUAGUAUGCUCAAAGUAUUUUCUUUAUUAAAAUGAUUUGACACUUUUUGCUCUUUUAAUAUAUUUUUUAUUGAGUAAGAAUACUUUUGGAACUUUUAAAUUUACUUUUUAUUUAUAUAAAGAAUAUAGAUUAUGUAAGUUAAAAAGUUUUGUCUCUUUUUUAGCAGGGGCUGUCAAAAUUAGCAAAACAAACAAGAGGGAAUUUUCUAGCUGCAGAUAAAAUUUUGAUGCUGAGUUUUAAAAGAAAAGAUGUGGAAGACAAUGCUCUGCAAGAUGACAAAGAAAUGGCAAAUAGCAAAACAAUGUAUUUCAUUAGCUUACAGGAGUGGGGUUUGAAAAAGUGGGACUUUUCUGGAAGUGUAUUUUUGCUAAGAAAGUUGUUUAUUUGUACUUCAUUCUCUUGUAGCAUGUUUAACUUAUUGCAUGAUGGAAUAUUGAGUGAUACAUAGUGCAAGUUCUGAUAUGUAUGAAAUAGGUAAGAGCUAGUAUGAACUAGAAAAGAUGCAGAAUCAAUACUAUUCACUUUUCUUGACUUGCCUUCUGAUCAUUCUUCUGUUGCAAGAACUUGUCCCUAUAGAUUAUUUUGUGAAAAUAUUUUUCAAUCAUUCUCUGUAGUAAUAAAAUAACAGCAAGGCAUCAGAGACACACAGUGUAAGUAUGAUCAGAAAAAAAUAGUGGGAUUUAUUUACUUGAAAGAAAAACUUUUUUUCAGGUUGGGUUGUUAUUGAAGAAAAAAGUAAUUGAAAAAUUAUUAUUUUUCACAGCAGUGGAGGUUUACCAUUCUUGCCAAAGCAUUCACUAUUUAAGAUUUUGAUGUCCAGAGCCAGUCUUUAAGAUGAAAAAUUUGGGCUCAUUUCCUGGAGCCUUGGCCAGUGGAGACGACAGUUAAUUUAAGAGCUGUGCAACUGCUCCUGUGUGUAGACAAGAUGAGAACAAAAGCUCAUCUCAUGUUCAUACUGGGGCUAACUGAAAUUACUGGCUUGUAAGAGAGAAAAAUGUAUUCUUUGGAGUGGCAAAAAGCAUGGCCAUUAAGACUUCCAUUUGGGAUCUGGGAAACUUCAGCGACUCCCUGGUUUUAAUCAGCUGCAUUUUUUAUUCAGACCGGGAAGUUAAAUUAGGUCCUCUCCUGACCUACAUAACUUCCUCAAGCAAGAGUGAUUCCUUUCUGUGGGGUAGCUCUGGAAGGCAUCAAGGAGAUGAAACGAGCGAGGUUCUGGUGAAUACAGGCCUACUGCAGGGCACUCUCUCAGUCCCUUGCACGGGUCUGCUCCCCAAGGAGAGGCUGAGAGAGCGCCCUGCAGCAGGCCUGUGGUGCUCAGUUCGGGAUAUUGGCCUGCCAAGAAUUCCAUUCAGGCCUCCCGAGCCCAGUACCCUCAACAUCAGACUACAGGAUAGUAGGACACAGCUCACUUGCAUGCUCUUAUCUCUCUCUUGUUCAAAGCACGUUGUGUUUUCUGUGGUGGGAAAAGGAGAUAAUGAAAACAAGUAGUUUUGUGGCAUGGGAAAGAGCUUUCUUCCCAUCUCUGCUUUUGAGUGGAUCAAGGGAGUUUCUGUUCUAAUGGAAUAUCUUGUUCCAGGAUUUAUGAUACUAUCUGGUUCCUGAACCAAAGAUACUUACCUGCUUUUUCAGACCCAGAAAUAACUUUUUAAAAUGGGAAAAGUGGUUUUAUUUCAGGUUUUUACCCUUGGUCAUUGCCUGUAUGACUACUUUCUCUUCAUUUCUCAACAUGCUAUUCUUUACAAUAUAGGUUUGAUUUAUCCAGUACAGAGUUGUUUACUUUAUGCAUGUAGCUGAUAGAGAUUCCAAGUCAGGGACCCUAUUAGAAAUAAUUAGUCUUGAAGGGUAAAAUGAAAUUUUAAAAGGUGCAUGAUAAAAGAAGUUGCAUUUAAUUUCUGUUUACACUGAAAUAAUUAAUUUAUAGCAUUAUAUCCUAGAAAGAUAAUUCUGCAUAGGCAACAACUUCAAUUUAAGUAGAAAGCUCCUGUAUUAUAGAAAUGCCUUCCACAGAGAGUAGUUUCUGUAUUUGUCAGAUAAGCAGUAUACAUCAUGGACUAAGGAUCUAAUCAAGAUUUCAACACACUGAAAGUUUUGAUUUCACCUUGAAGUACUAGAAACUCCUCAAAGAGCCUAUUUGAACCAAAAUUGUAACUACUUCGUUGAAGGGUGAAGGAGAAGAAUAGGGAACAAGAGAAAUUAACAGCAGCAUCAAUGUCUGCACUUCACAAAACCAGCCCUGGCACAUCAAUGGAGAGACUGGAGUUGUCCAAGAAAUAAGGAGAUAUUGGAAUUCUCCAGUAUGGAAGAUAUGGAUAUGUGGUCCUUAUUUAAAUGAAGAACUACAGCACAGACAUUAUUCAUGCUAAUACUGAUGAAGCCUCCUGGACUCCAAAAGCAGUCAGCAUAUAUCCCAGAAGUAAACACUGACAGUGCACCCAUGAACAUCAGGAUAUCUUUCAGUUUCAUUGCAGCUGGAGUCAGUGACUUCAUACUGAAAAAGGAUCUCAGGGAGGAUGAAAAUGAGGAUUGGGAGGAAGAAGAAAAGAUCUUCCUCAAGCCUGUUAUUGAGGACAGAAAUAUGGAACUGGCCCGAAAAUGCAGUGAAUUAAUAAGUGAUGUACACUAUAAAGAAGAGUUUAAAAAAUCUAAAGGCAAGUGCAUAUUUGUACCUGACACCCCGCAGCUAAAACAUGUGAAAAGCCUUGGUGCUUUUAUUUCUGAGGUGAAAUAUAAAGGAGCUGCUAAGAAAGACCUUUCCAACCCUCUCUAUCAGCAGAUGCCAGCCACAAUUGACAGUGUAUUUGCGAAAGAAUUAAUGCACCUUCAGAGCAAGGUUCUCUAUAAACAAAAACAUGAUGCUGAGAAAGGAUUUUCAGACUAUGCACGUAUGAGGGAACCUCCAGAUGUUAAACAUGCCAUGGAAGUCAGUAAACACCAGAGUGAUGUAUCUUAUAAGAAGGAUGUGCAAGAUACUCAUAGGUACACUGAAGUGCUGAACAGACCAGACAUAAAGAAGGCAACUGAGAUAACAAAGAUAAUAAGUGAUGCAAAGUACAAGAAAGGAAGGGGAGAGCUGAAUAAGGAGUCUGCUGUGCUUGGAAGACCUGAUUUUGAACAUGCUAAAGGAGUUUCAAAACUUUUAAGCCAAGUAAAAUACAAAGAGAAGUUCAGUAAGGAAAUGAAGAGUCACCAGUACAAUCCUCUUGACUGUGCUUCCUUCAAGCAAGCACAGAUUGCAUCCUCCUUGGCAAGUGAUGUGAACUACAAGAAAGAUUUGGAAAGCCUACAUGAUCCAGCAUCUGAUCUACCAAACCUGCUGCAUUUAAACCAUGCUUUAUAUAUCAGCAAAACACAGAGUGAUGUCAAAUACAAAGAAAAUUAUGAAAAAUCUAAAGGCAGAUCAAUGCUGGAGUUUGUGGAUACUCCAAUGUAUCAAGUUUCAAAGGAGGCUCAAAAGAUGCAAAGUGAGAAAACGUACCGCAGAGAUUUUGAAGAAGGGAUCAAGGGAAGACCUUCACUGGAUUUAGACAAGACCCCAGAGUUCCUGCAUAUAAAACAAGUCACUAAUCUUUUGAAAGAGAAAGAAUAUCGAAAAGAUUUGGAAGAAGGGAUGAAAGGGAAAGGAAUGACAGUGUUUGAAGAUACACCAGAUUUGAUUAGAGUGAAAAAUGCAGCUCAGAUACUAAAUGAGAGGCAAUACAAGAAAGACUUGGAAACUGAAAUUAAAGGGAAAGGCAUGGAUGUUGGUCCAGAUACACCUGAGAUAAGACGAGCCAAGAAAGCUUCUGAAAUUGCAAGCAUGAAAGAAUACAAGAAAGACUUGGAGAAUGAAAUUAAAGGAAAGGGAAUGGAAGUGGGUACUGAUACCCUUGAUAUUCAACGAGCCAAAAAAGCUUCUGAAAUUUUCAGCCAGAAAAUGUACAAAGAUGAAGCAGAGAAGAUGCUCUGUAACUAUUCUGCUGUCCCAGACACUCCUGAGAUGGAGAGGAUAAGAAGUACUCAGAAAAAUAUCAGUUCAGUGUUUUAUAAGAAGGAAGUAGGAGCUGGCACAGCUGUAAAAGAUACUCCAGAGAUUGAAAGAGUAAAGAAAAAUCAACAGAAUAUUAGUUCGAUUAAAUACAAGGAGGAAAUUCGGCAUGCAACAACUAUUUCUGAUCCACCUGAACUAAGGAGAGUUAAGGAAAACCAGAAGAAUAUCAGUAAUGUUCAGUACAAAGAACAGCUCUGCAAAGCUACACCCAUGAGUGUCACCCCUGAGAUGGAAAGAGUCAAGAGGAAUCAAGAGAAUGUCAGCAUGAUUCACUACAGAGAGCAGCCUGGCAAAGCUACUGCUGUGAGUGUCACUCCUGAGAUGGAGAGAGUCAAGAAGAAUCAAGAUAAUAUCAGCUCGGCAAGUUGUUUGAAUCUUUUUGUCAUUCAGAUUUUUCAGUUGCUGUAGAAAUAUAAACAUGGAUAUGCUUUUCCUUUUACAUUUGCUAUGUCAAAGAAAGCCAACUACAUCAUUCACUGAUGAGAUAUUGGUUUUAUUCUUUGAGGACAUGGACUGCAUAUAUGUGCAACAAACAUAUUCAGGGUUGUCUGGUUAUUUUUGCAAAAAAAGUAAGUGGUUGUGUUGGUGUCAGUAUUUUUCAAGGAGAGAGUCACUAGAGGUCAGUAAUUCUUUGCAGUAAAGAAAAAAAAGGAAAUGAGAAUUUAACCUCAGUGCAAAUGUCUUUUUUUGUGUUUCAAAACAUGGAAGUGUCCAUUCCAUUCUGUGACAUACCACGUGUGUUAGAGCUGAGUAGUUCUAAAUAGGUCCCGUGGCUAAAUACUAAAGAGUAAGAUAAAAACUAUUUCUUGGCUUUUAUGGUAAUAAAAUGUAAUUGCUACUAAAGCAGUGUAAGAAGCAUGAGACAAUUCUAUUAAGGAACAAGGAAAAAGUGCAAAAAGCCUGAUGGAGUAAAGGAUAAGACCAGUUAUGUUGCAGUCUGUCCUCGACACUGAAACAAAAUCCAUGGCAAAGUCACUGCAGAUGGUAAAUAGAAGAAGUUUCAUGCAGAAUCACUGUGGCAGAAGAGAAUUACAAGUAAUGAACGCUUGAGAACUGAGUGUAGGAGUGAAAAGUAGGUUGAAUUUAUCAGGGAAUAUGUCUAAGGACAAAGGAACGGAAUCUGACAUUGUUACCGCAUAUGUCUUAAUCAUGUUCUAAAAAUGCUCAUGAAUAUUUACCAAAGUCAAUUAUUUUUGAGGUGUGUAGUUGAAAAUAAGAGGAAAAUCUCACAACAGUUCUAGUCUUUUGAGUAAUUUUUUUUAAUUUGUGAAAAUUAAAUGUGUUUCUCCAAGUGACUCAUUCACUUUGUUUCUCAAGAUUUACAGGGAUAAAAACUCUGUGUUAAUGAGAAAGAUAAAAAUCAGCCUAUGUUGACUGUAAUUAUUCUGUCCAGAAAAUGCCUUAUAUUCAAAAGCAUAUGUAGCUGAAUAUAUUUUCUAAGAGAAUUUACUGCUUAAUUAAGAAGGCUUUGAAGAAUAUGCAAUACCAUAUAUUUUUGUUUCUCCUGCAUUACUUGAAACUUACCUGUGAAACACAGAUACCAAGAUAUAUAUUUUCAUGGGUUUGCUUUCUUAGCCAAUAUAUAAUCUUAAGGAGGGUUAGACAGUUUCAAUACAUGAUUUUUCUCAUCACAAACACAUGUUGAAAUAGGUUUGCAUGACUCAUUUAACAAGUAAUACUUCGAGUGUGAAUAUAUAGGUAAAUCUAGAAUAUUAACUAACACAGUGCACAGGUCAUGGUGCAAUGUAGAGCUAAGAGAGGCCAUUGGUAGAAGAAUUCAACAAGACAGAAAAAACUGUAAGAGUACUCACUCCCAAACCAAUAAGUAGGAUCAGUUACUUUCCCUGUUUUAGGAUUUUGGGUGGAUUUUUUUUCUUUAACAGGUAAUUAACCAUUUCUUUAACAGGUAAUUAGCCAUCUUAGCUUUACUAGUCUGUAAAAUGCCACAAAAUAAGCUAAUCAGGAGAAAUGUGGUGUAAGUGAUUCAGUACUUGCUGAUGCACAAAACCCAGAGCCCAAACAUUUAUUUAGGAAACAAAAUAUUCAGAUUCCUCCCAGACAUGUUGCUUUGUGCUGCUAGUAAAGACUAGCUAUUGAAUGGGAGUUAUAAGCCUUCCAAAGAAUUAAUCCUCUUGUAAGGAUUGAAUUCCCUGGAUUUCUCAGGUAAUUCCAGUCUCACAGACUCUGUGUCUGUCUUGGUAAUAAGAAGGUAGCUAGCUUAUCAUCACCACACAAACAUGGAUUAAGGAUGUUCUAAGUCACAGUCGUGUUUCCUUAGUAUUUAUCUUAUUUUUCAGUUGAUAAAUUAAUUAUUUCCCUUAUGCCAUUCAAACAGUCACAAAUUUCAGCUUUUAAAUAAAUAUGUUAUUUUGAGUAAGUGAUUGAUGGGGUAAAUGUGCCUUUUGGCCUUACCAGUGUACAAGUUCAUCUGUAUCCUCACUGUGAAAUAAUUUAUUGGCACAUGAGUUAAGGAAGAGAACUGUUGGGCAUUGUGGUUUGGAAAGGUACAGUUGCAUGGUGUGAUUCUCACCAUCCUUCCUACUGUAAGCAAAGAAAAUUCACCUGUGCUGUUGUUGCUGUUUUGCAGGUCAAGUACAGCAGUGAUCAGAGGCAGAUGAAAGGUAGACGUAGUGUGCUUCUAGACACACCUGAGCUAAGGCAUGUCAAAGAAACACAAAACA